Messenger RNA from Lathyrus oleraceus (garden pea), 2268 nucleotides. Its product is annotated as receptor-like serine/threonine-protein kinase At4g25390. Bases 135 to 1844 code for a protein of 569 amino acids. Gene Ontology annotation, molecular function: ATP binding; protein kinase activity. Gene Ontology annotation, biological process: protein phosphorylation. Lineage: Eukaryota; Viridiplantae; Streptophyta; Magnoliopsida; Fabales; Fabaceae. The record is from RefSeq and is a predicted model, not a curated record. The transcript has a single exon.
UUGCACCUUCGCGUUCCUUCCCUUUAUUCACACAAAGUCAAAUACUCUUCACGUUCCAAAAUAAAUAUCCAAACAUAAUAAACAUAACACAACCCAUACACAUAACAAAAUUCAACUUCUCCGCCGGCGAUCCUAUGUCCACGUCAUCACCACCACCACCACCACCACAUCCUCCUCCGCCUCAAACAAACAAGAAACAGACUUCCACCGUCAUCACUGGUUGCUCUUUCUUCUUCGCGCUUCUUCACUGCCUCCGCAACGAAAAACGAACUACUCCAUCCUCCGACUCAGACUCCAACUCUCCUCAUCCCUUCUCCUACUCCCUCCUCCGCCGCGCAACAAACUCCUUUUCCAAUAUCCUCGGUCACGGCGGAUUUGGUCCUGUGUACUCCGGAACGCUACCUUCCUCCGGUAAACUAAUCGCGGUCAAGCUUAUGGACUCUUCUACCUCCUCCCUCGGCUGCCAAGGCGAACGCGAAUAUCACAACGAACUCUUCUUCGCCGCCAGACUCCAUUCCAACCUCCUCGUUCCCGCCAUCGGUUUCUCCUCCGAUCCAAAACACCGUCGUUUUCUUCUCGUCUAUGAUCUCAUGAAAAACGGUAACCUCCACGACGCGCUCUUCCGUCGUAAAUUCCCCGAGUUAACGCUAUGGAAAACGCGGUUUUCCAUAAUCCUCGAAAUCGCGAAAGGAAUCCAAUAUCUUCAUUCUUGCGAUCCACCAAUCAUUCACGGUGAUAUCAAACCUAGUAACAUUCUCCUUGAUCAUUCCUUUUCGGCUAAAAUCGCCGAUUUCGGUCUCGCCAGGUUGAAAACCCUAUCCUCUUUCGAAUUCAGAAGAGAUGAAUUCGAGAGUGAUGAGACGGAAAUUGAGAGUGUUAACACUAGCUUUGAGGAAUAUGAAACCGACACGGUUGGUGUUGUUGGUAGUAGAAAUAGAAUGAAGAAGAGUGGGAGUGUGAAGGAAUAUGUAAUGGAUUGGAUUGGUAAAGAAGUGAAGGAGGAAAGUUCAAAGAAUGGUGGAAAGGGAGAGAAAAGUAAGAGCAAGAAGAAACUGGAGUGGUGGGAAUCAAUGGAAGAGGGAGAUGGAAAGGGUGGUUUGAAUUUGAAGAAGGAGAAGAGAAGACCAGCAAGGGAAUGGUGGAAGGAAGAGUAUUCUCAAGAGCUCACCAACAAGAACAAGAAGAAAACGGGUGGAAAGAAUGGCGAUAAUUGGUGGAAAUGGGAGAGAGAUCGCGAUGAUGUUGAUGCGAAAAAACGCAGUAGUAAAAGCCGUAGCAGAAAGGAUCGUGGUAGCGAUGAUUCAUGGUUGAGUGGCGAGUUAAGGAGAGUUAAUUGGAAUAGCUAUGAUUCAUGUAAUAGCGGAGAAAUUCACAAGAGUGGUGAAAUCAGCAGCACAACAAGUAUGAGAGGAACUGUUUUUUACGUUGCGCCUGAAAAUGGUUAUAGCGGCGGUGGCGAUGUAACAGAGAAAUGUGAUGUUUAUAGUUUUGGUGUGCUAUUGCUUGUUAUUGUUUCUGGGAGGAGACCUCUUCAGGUGAAUGAUGGUGUGCAUGUUUCUGAGUUUAAGAGAGCGAAUUUGGUGUCUUGGGCUAGACAUUGUGGGCGGAAUGGGAAACUGCUUGACCUUCUUGAUCCUUGUGUUGAGUUGUUGUUAGUGGAUGAUAGAGAGCAGGCUCUAUUGUGUAUCAAAGUUGCAUUGGUUUGUUUGAUGAAAUCGCCUAAUCGUCGUCCUUCGAUGAAAGAAGUUUUGGGAAUGCUUAGCGGUGAAUUGGAACCACCGCAAUUGUCACAUGAGUGUUCGCGGACCCGAUUCCAAUUCAAAAAUCGGAAAGAAAGUUUGUGAUCGUGAAUUAUAAUUAUUUUGAUAGUCGUCGUCACGUCUAAAGAUUUUUGUAUUAUAGACAUUUUUGAAAGUGUCUCAACGUCCGACACUUGAUUACAUUUAAUUUAUUUAACAUUAUCUUUGUCAAUAAUGUGUUUCAGAAAAAAAUCUUUAGAUCUAGGACAUAAACAUUUGGGGAGGUUGAGUUCUCAUGAAAUUUUUCAUGAGGAUACUAUAUUUUUUGGACAUCAUGUAGGCUCCAUUUCUUUCUUUCACAUAUCCUUAGGAUUGAUUUUUAUGUACAGAGAACCAUGUUCUUUCACAUUGACUUUUAGGCGUGUCAUGAAAAAUAAUGCUUUAGUAUAAAGUCAUUUUUGUAGUUCACAUAACUUUUGAUAAGGAAAAAAUUGGUUACCUUUUAAAUAUCUAGUUAUUCUUUUGAGUA